Molecule: messenger RNA, 1466 nt
Organism: Hydatigera taeniaeformis
Lineage: Eukaryota; Metazoa; Platyhelminthes; Cestoda; Cyclophyllidea; Taeniidae
Source: the annotation of a GenBank genome assembly
ACAUUGAAAUGGCAUUAACAUCUGCGGCUGGCUUCAUCUCGUUAUUGGAUGAUGAACGACAAGACAUUAAGGCAUUUGCUCUGAAACGCUUGACUGAUUUGGUCGACGAAUUUUGGGCCGAAAUAUCCGAGUCAGUCGACAAGAUUGAAAUACUCUAUGAGGAUACCACCUUUGCUUAUCACAAGGCAGCUGCUCUCCUUGCUUCCAAAGUUUAUUUUAAUCUUGGUGAAUACGAUGAUGCUCUGCAUUUUGCUCUUUGUGCUGAGGAAUUAUUCGAUCCUAAUGCGAAAUCGGAAUACGUCAGAACUAUGAUAACCAAGUGCAUUGAUAAAUACACAUCCAUCCGUGCUGAGGAUGAAAAUAACCCAGGUCAAAAGCUAUCUGCGAAGGACCUAAAAUCAAGUGGGAGGAAAUGGUCUGUUGGUGAUGGUAGCACCUACUACCAACUUGAAACCGUUGUCAAUCGAAUGUUUAACAGAUGUUUUGCGCAUAAACAGUUUAAGCAAGCACUUGGUAUUGCUAUUGAAACAAGAAGAGAGGAUACUUUUGAACAGGCUAUUUUACUGGCGGAAGACCGUGAUGACAUGUUACGAUAUGCGCUCAAAGUGGUGCUUACUCUCGUGGAUAGUGUUAAACUGCGCAACCGCUUGUUGAACAUUCUUGUUCGUAUAUACAGCAAAAAUCCAACACCAGCAGAUUCCGUUCAUAUAUGCCAAUGCCUCGUUUUAAUGGAUGACUCAAAAGCCACUGCUGAAGCCCUUGAAAGUUUGAUUUUAUUGUCCGAAGAGGCGGCCGUCACCGCUUAUCAAAUCGGUUUCGAUCUUUACGAAAAUGCAACGCAGCAGUUUUUGCACCAGGUUUCUGCUGCUCUGUCACAUAGCGAGAAGAUAGGGCAUUUAAUGGAGCGUCCAAAACCCGUUGGGAACGAAGAGGGAGAUACAAAAAAGUCUGAAGAGGGGGCCACUGGUGAGCCUGGUCCUGCUGAACAAUCUUCAGAGGAAGAUCUUAAGACUGAGCUUUCUAGUGAAGAUAAGGCCGUUAAGAAGCGCCUUGAGCUGCUUCAAAGCAUUCUUUCGGGUGAUAAGGUGAUUGAACUGCAUUUGCAAUUCCUUAUCCGCAACAACAAAGCCGAUUUGCGCUUGCUUGAGCGAAUUAAGGAAGAUGUUCGUAAUUCGGUCACCCACAAUGCUACUGUCAUCACCAACAGCUUGAUGCACUGCGGAACUACAUCAGAUCAGUUUCUUCGUGAUCACCUCACGUGGCUGGGCAAGGCUGUCAACUGGGCAAAGUUCACAGCAACUGCUACUCUUGGUGUAAUACAUCGAGGGAACGAAAAGGAAGCGCUUCGUCUUAUGUCAGCUUACCUUCCGAAGGAUUCUAGUGGAUCUUCCAGCAGCGUCUACACUGAAGGUGGGGGCUUGUAUGCUCUGGGUCUUAUCCACGCUAAUCAUGGUGGCGCAAUGACU